This is a messenger RNA of Tetrahymena thermophila SB210, 2004 nucleotides long. RefSeq lists its product as hypothetical. Lineage: Eukaryota; Ciliophora; Oligohymenophorea; Hymenostomatida; Tetrahymenidae. The transcript has a single exon. The record is from RefSeq and is a predicted model, not a curated record.
AUGAAUAUCUUUACAAACAAUAACAUUUAAUGGAAUUUAAAUGCAAAUUAAAAUAAUAACUAGAACCUUUUUCUCACUACUAUGACAGAGAGCUAUAUUAUUUCAAGUAAAGGUAAAGGACAAGAGGAGUAUAUGUAAUCAGAAGAAGCAAUGUGUGUCUCUGAGCUUAAAAAAAAACGUAUGUAAGAGCAAUAAAAAUCAAAGCGCAAAGCACUAAUAUAAAACUUGAGGAAAAAGGCCUACGAGGAAGAUCAUUCUACUUAUCAAGGAAUGGAAUAAUCAUAACAAUAAGUUAAUUCAUAAAUGGUAUUUUCAUAAAAUAAUUAGUAAAUUGCUGAAUAACAAUUAAUUUCAUUGGAUGAUAUAUCUAAUGUUGCAAAUAGUGGGUACUCCGCAAGCAAUCCAGAAGACCCAAGCUAAUCACUCGCUAAUGAUUUUAACUUUGUAAUGACUUAAAAUGGAAUGAUAAGUGAUGUAAUUAUAAACAAUAACUCAAAUCAUAAUUCUGGUAAAUUUGAAGAGGGUGAAGGCGGGAUGAUAUUUAACCAAAAUAAAACAACAUGCUCUCCUUAAGAUAUUAUAUAGUUGAUACAGAUUGUCUACAAAGGGGAGAUUAAAUUAUCUUAUAAAGAGUCAAGAUUGCUUAAAUAAGAAUUAAAUUUGCUUCGUAAAAAUUUGGCGAGCAUAAAUAAUGGAAUGAAUAAUAGCGACUACAGCAAUAAUCAAAUGUGCUCAUCAAAUAUUAAUAUUAUGGAGUAUGGAGAUGAAAUUUAGAACAUUUAGCAAAAUUAAUAAAAUGAAAUAUAAAAGAAAAAAAUAAAAGAAGCAGAACUCUUUAAUAACGACAUUGAAAAGAUGAUUUAAGUUUUCUAAGGGAUGAUUUAUAUUGUUUAAAAUAAAGAGAAAUUCAGUAUGGAUGUAGUGUAUGAAUGCAUAUGGACUCUUUCAAAUUAUUCUUCUACUGAAGAGAUGCGUAAUGAGAUACUAUUAAUUUACGAAAAUAAUGCAGAAGUCCUCUUAAAUUUUGUUAAUCACUGUGUUCGUAUGGUAGAUCAAUAGCAAGCUAGUAUCCUUCUUACAAAAGUUAUAUUAAUCAUUGGAAAUAUUUCUUUGGAGUCUUACGAGUUUUGCUAAAGAAUUUUAAUGUAUUAAUAAAACUAGCUCCUGACUAAUAUUCAGAACACUAUAUUAUAUCUCCCAAACAGCCAAUUAGUUGCCGAAACAAUGUGGCUUUUGAAUAUCUUUUAUAAAACAUAGAAGUUUUACUAUCAAAAUGAAAAUAUUUCAAAAAAUAUUGCUUUUCUUUUGAAUAGAUUUAAGUCUCAUCCAAGGGUUGUUUAAGAGCUUCUUUGGUAUCUCAUAACUCUAUCUUAAGAUGGUGAUAGCUAAUUUCAUAUGCUUUAUUUUGAUGAAAAUGUUAUAAUCCGUUUAUUAACAGUAUUAUUGAUAUCUACCCACAAUGGAAAUACAAUUGCUUGCCUAACUUUACUUUCUAAUGCUUUGGCAAUGUUACCAUAAGAAAGAACUGAAUUCAUUACAACCUUGGUUACUGAAAGUGUUAUACAAGUAAAUAAUUAAGUAAAUCUUGAUAUUGUAAUUAGUAAAUGUGUUUAAUAUAAUCCUAAUUAAAAGAAUGUGCUUUUCCUUGCACUCAAUAAAUGUAUCUAAACAAAUAUAAUUGAGAUAUAAAGAGAAACUUUUGUAUUUAUUUCUAAUCUAGUUGUUCUAUUUCCUCUUUACGUUGCUUAAUUGCCUGCACUAAUAAAUAUUUUGAUUUCAAUAUUUUAAAAUGGACAAGAAUAGCUAUUUGUGGAUCUAUGCUACAUAUUUUCAAAUUUAUUUAUUUAGCUUCCAUAAAGCAAUUUGCUUGCCUAAUAGCAUCCUCAAUUAAUUCCUCUUCUUUAGGCUAUACUUAGUAAUGAAAAUAUAUAGAAGCAAUAUUCAUAACAAAUUGGAUUCAUAUUUUAGCAUUUUGCAAAUUAUUUGCAAUCUACAAAAUUAUGA